AUGGGUGGCGCCUUAGGACGGCGCACGCGCGGCUUGAUUGAGAAGGGCUACGCCGUCAAGACGACGGUCAGGAACCCCGAGGACAUGGCGAAGAACUCCAACUUCACGGCCUUGCAAGCAAUCGGGACCUUGGAGAUCCUCCGCACCGACCUUGAUGAAGAAGGCAGCUUUGACGACGCCGUUGCCGGCUGUGACUACGCCUUCCUCGUCGCAGCUUCGGUGAACCUGACGUCGGAGAACCCUGAGAAAGACCAGAUCGAGCCGUCCGUGCGAGGAACCUUGAACGUGAUGAGGUCGUGCGUGAAAGCCGGGACGGUGAGGCGCGUCGUCUUGACCUCGUCGGCGUCCUCGGUCUACGUCAGGCCGGAGCUGCAAGGCGACGGGCACGUACUGGACGAGGACUCCUGGUCCGGCGUCGAGCCCCUCACCGCCGACAAGCCUGGAUUCUGGGCGUACCCGGUGUCCAAGGUGCUCUUGGAGAAGGAGGCGUGCCGGUUCGCGGAGGAGCACGGCAUCAGCCUCGUCACCGUCUGCCCCGUCCUCACCGUCGGCGCCGCGCCGGCCACAAGGAUUCAGAGCCAGACGAAUGUGAGCGUCCCCGCCAGCCUCUCCUUGCUAUCCGGUGAGAAUCGAAUGUUCGGCGUGCUGAGAAGCAUCGAGAUGGAAACCGGCUGUGUGCCGCUGGUUCACGUCGACGACCUCUGCCGCGCCGAGGUGUUCGUCGCCGAGGCGGCGGCGGCCGCGGGGAGGUACAUCUGCUGCAGCCUCAACUCGACCAUCGUCGAGAUCGCCGGUUUCCUGGCGGCGAAGUAUCCGCAGUACGACGUGAACACCAAUAUCUCCGGCGAGCUGCUGGAGAAGCCGAGAGUGUGCCUCUCGUCUGCCAAGCUGGUUGGGGAAGGGUUUGAGUUCAAGUACAAGACCCUGGAUGAGAUAUACCACGACAACGUGGAGUACGGCAAGGCUCUCGGGCUUGUGCCCAACUGA
Setaria italica (foxtail millet) is the source of this 987-nucleotide messenger RNA. Its product is annotated as anthocyanidin reductase ((2S)-flavan-3-ol-forming). Gene Ontology annotation, molecular function: oxidoreductase activity, acting on the CH-OH group of donors, NAD or NADP as acceptor. The transcript has 6 exons. NCBI's taxonomy places the organism in Eukaryota, Viridiplantae, Streptophyta, Magnoliopsida, Poales, Poaceae. The record is from RefSeq and is a predicted model, not a curated record. Bases 1 to 987 code for a protein of 328 amino acids.